ACUCACGUUAACGGUCGAGUCAGAAGUUGACAUGUCGGGUCGCGCAAACUAACAGAUCGGUAUUUUGAUUGUUUUGACUUCUCAGGAAGUCAAACCAACAAAUGAUUAACCUUGACUGAACAUUACAGACAGUGUUGGUGUUGAGAAGGCGACAUACAGCACCUUUCACAGGAAAUAUCAGACAGAAUUAGAGCUUUGUGUUUCCUGUGGAGAUUCUCUCGAUGUCUGACUGACAUUUAGAUCAUGAAUUACCGUGUCUGUCGUAAUCUCUAACCUGGAGGUUUAAAAACAUGUCCGUGUUUCCUCUGGAUUCGGCCCGUCGACUGUUAUUGAGGAGCGACACACGAUCAGCGAUGAAUAAUUAACCCAGAGAUCAGCUCGAGUGAAAGUUUAUUCAGAUCUCACUCUUGUGCGAGACACACGUGAGCGUCAGUUUGAUUGUGGAUGACGUCGUGACGUAACCGGAGGAGAAGUUAUCGAGCGCCUGUAAUCUGGGAUCUAUUUACAACAGAAACAGAGAAAGAAAGCGAACAACUCUUUCAUUGAUAGUAUAUGAAAGCAUAAUCUAUUUUUUUCCCCACUUCAAAAAAGAUGUUGUUGCACUGAUUUGUGGAUUAAGUUUCAUCAUUUUGGAAUAUGGUCUCAGCGUAGCUGUAUGUCAUGGCCUGCAGUGUCGCUAAAGCAGGUCCUGCUAAUGGCUUCCCUAUGAAAGCACAGCUGCAGAUCACGGUGAUCUCUGCCAAACUCAAGGACAACAAGAAGAACUGGUUCGGCCCGAGUCCGUACGUGGAGGUGUGCGUGGACGGCCAGUCCAAAAAGACGGAGAAAUGCACCAACACACACUCACCCAAAUGGAAGCAGUCGCUCACUGUGAUUGUCACUCCAUUCAGCAAACUGAUCUUCCGUGUUUGGAGUCACCAGACGCUGAAGUCGGACGUUCUGUUGGGCAUGGCCACCCUCGAUGUCAGCGAGACGCUCAAGUCACAUGACAUGAAGAUCUGUGAGGUUGUGCAGACGCUGCAGCUGUGCGCAGACAGAGAUCAGACCGAUAACAUCGGCGAUCUGUCCGUCUGUUUGGACGGUCUACAGGUGGAUCCCGAAACGUUUCAGUUGGCCGAGGCCAACAGCCAGAGUUCUUUAAAUGGCGAGUUGGAGCUUAAUGAAGACUCCAGCAGAAGUAGCAGGGAUCCGUCCCCAACGGUCUCAGAGGGUAUGGAUCGGCCGUCUGCUCCUAACGGCCGUGUGAAUGGAAUGGACUCUCCCUCAGGGUCAGCCAGAGGGUCACGAAGCCAGAGACCGCCACGACCCUCGCGACCUCCCCCGCCAACCCCACGCAGACCCACGUCUUCCCCAGCUUCCUCUACUGGAUCUUUUCCUGACGGCAGCGAUUCGUCUCGUUCAGACACUCCAGUUCGUAAUCCCUCUGGGGGAGGAGCCUCAGAUUCUAGCCCCGCCCCCACAGUGGAGCAGCCUGGUAGGACGGCUCUCAGUGUAGUCCCCGCCCCCAGCAGGAUUCCCAGCAUGGUCAACACCGGACCUCUGCCGCCUGGUUGGGAGCAGCGUGUCGAUCAGAACGGCCGUCUGUAUUUUGUUGACCAUGUUGAAAAGAGGACGACUUGGGAAAGACCGGAGCCUCUGCCAACAGGCUGGGAGCGGCGUGUGGAUCAGAUGGGACGGGUGUAUUUUGUGGACCACAUUACCAGAACCACAACAUGGCAGCGGCCCACGAUGGAGACGGUGCGCAACUACGAGCAGUGGCAGCACCAGCGCAGUCAGCUGCAGGGAGCCAUGCAGCAGUUCAACCAACGGUUCAUCAUCGGGCUGCAGGAUCAGGCUUCAGCCACCCAGAAUAAGGAGUUUGACCCGCUGGGACCUCUGCCACACGGAUGGGAGAAGAGAACCGACUCUAAUGGCAGAGUUUACUUUGUUCAUCACCCGACCAGAACGACGCAGUGGGAGGAUCCGCGCACUCAAGGUUUGCUAAAUGAGAAGGCGCUGCCUGAAGGUUGGGAGAUGAGGUUUACAGUCGAUGGCAUCCCUUACUUCGUAGAUCAUAACCGGAGAACCACCACUUACAUCGACCCACGGACUGGAAAGUCCUCCCUUGAGAACGGCCCUCAAAUCACAUACGUACGAGACUUCAAAGCCAAAGUUCAGUACUUCAAAUUCUGGUGUCAGCAAUUAGCGAUGCCACAGCACAUAAAGAUCACCGUCAGCCGCAAAACGCUGUUUGAAGACUCGUUCCAGCAGAUCAUGAGUUUCAGCGCUCAAGAUCUCCGCCGCAGGCUGUGGAUCAUCUUCCCCGGGGAGGAGGGGCUUGACUAUGGAGGCGUGGCAAGGGAAUGGUUCUUCCUGUUAUCCCAUGAGGUGUUGAACCCUAUGUACUGCCUGUUUGAGUACGCUGGCAAAGACAACUACUGCCUUCAGAUAAACCCCGCCUCCUACAUCAACCCCGACCACCUCAAAUACUUCAAGUUCAUUGGACGCUUCAUCGCCAUGGCCUUGUUUCAUGGAAAAUUCAUUGACACAGGCUUCUCGUUGCCGUUCUACAAGCGCAUCCUAAACAAACCCUGGGCUCUAAAAGACCUGGAGUCCAUUGACCCGGAGUUCUACAACUCCCUCAUCUGGAUUAAGGAUAAUAAUAUCGAGGAGUGUGGUCUGGAGAUGUUUUUCUCAGUGGAUAAGGAGAUCCUGGGUGAGGUGUCAACUCACGAGCUGAAGCCGGACGGCGGGAACAUCCAGGUCACAGAGGAGAACAAGGAGGAGUACAUCAGGCUGGUGGCGGAGUGGCGGCUGUCUCGUGGUGUCGAGGAACAAACUCAAGCAUUCUUUGAAGGAUUUAAUGAGGUUCUUCCACAGCAGUACCUGCAGUAUUUCGAUGCCAAAGAGCUGGAGGUGAUGUUGUGUGGUAUGCAAGAAAUAGAUCUGAAUGACUGGCAGAGAAACACCAUCUACAGACAUUACACCUCCUCCAGUAAACAAAUUUUGUGGUUCUGGCAGUUUAUUAAAGAGAUGGACAAUGAGAAGCGCAUGAGACUGUUGCAGUUUGUCACCGGUACCUGUCGUCUGCCUGUGGGAGGCUUUGCAGACCUGAUGGGGAGUAACGGAGCACAGAAGUUCUGCAUCGAGAAGGUCGGGAAAGAGAACUGGCUUCCCCGCAGCCACACAUGUUUCAAUCGUCUGGAUCUUCCGCCAUACCGGAGCUACGAGCAGCUGAAGGAGAAGCUGAUGUUUGCCAUUGAGGAGACGGAAGGUUUCGGACAGGAGUGAGAUGCUAACACACACACACACACACACACACACACUAAUUUAACUGAGAGGACAGACCAUGACUCGAUGAUCCGGCACACCAGUGCAUUAUGGGAAAAUGGGGGUUUCUGCACUCACCUGUCACUUGGUAUUCAUUUUUAUAUUCCCCGUGAGACGAAGAGGGCUUUAUGCAAGCGUGUAAGAUACGUGACUUUGAUGUUUCUACAUGUGAUUAAUCCAUCAAGACUUCUGAAGUACGGAGAGCUUUCCUCUACGACUCCAGGUGAAAGACCAGAACGAUCGUACUGAUUCACGAGAGCUCUGUGAAUGUGUGUUUUUAUGUUUGCAACCCUAUGACGGGUCUCCUCCUCGUGCCUUUUUUCCUCACUGUCAUCCAAAACAACUGGGUUGUUAAAGUGUAGCACUCUAAAACAGCAGGAGCGUCAGUCCAGAACCUGAUCGCUUGUUGCACGACUGACCAAAAUAUUCAUUCAAACUGUCAAGAAAUGCCUGUUUUCAUCCCAAAAUCAAAAUCAAAAAUUAAGAAAAUGUAUUUUGCAUUGAAAUUAGGGACCAUUUAGAUAUUUUUCAUUGUGACUUUGAUAUAUAAUACUAAUAAUAAAUAUUUUUUAUUUUAUAUAUAAUAAAAAAUAUCUUUUUUCUUUUCUUUUUUUAAUUUAUAUAUCUUGAUUUUGUGGUGAAAUAUGGCCAUGACAUUUCUAAAAUUCUGAAAAAAAAAAUUACUAAAAGUUCCAAUGAUUUAGAAGUAGAGCCUGAAGUUCUUGCACAUCGCCUCUGGUGCGUUUAAUUUCACGCUCUGGUUCUUGAGCACAGAUUCACAUUACUGAAUUAUUUCUCUGAAAUUGUGUCAUUUUUGAUGCACAACAGACGUGGCACUGGCCUUGAAUCCCUGAAGCGCUAAUGUGAGUUUAUUUUGGGACUAAAAUUGGGAGAGUGCAGUAUUUAUUACAGGUACACGCGUCAGACCGACAGCGGAGUAUCGAGCGCUCUAGUUCUAUAGGGCGGUUGCUUUUUAACACAUUUCUGGAAGCUCUUUGGCUGUUCAGACUGUAGUUUAUUUCAUGUUUUAUCAAUUAUUUGAAGUGAUACUUGUCUAAACCACUGGAGCACAAAAGCCCCGCUUAUAGUGUACAGCUGUGCUUCGGUGCAUUGCAUUAUGGGUAGUAAUCAAGGCUCAUAUGGAUGACUGUUUGAAUUUCAGAAAAAAAAAUAAAAAAUCAACAUCAAAUAUUUAUUUAAACAGUUCUUUUUAUCCAAAUUACCCUGUUUGAAUGAUUAUUUAACUAGUGAAAUUCCCGGGACGAUGGUUUAUAAACUGACAUGGCUUUCAUUUUGACUUUUAUUUCCGACUGAUCCAUGUAAACCAAACCACUUUAACUCUGUAUAUGAACUGAAUCCUGUACAUGUGUGAAUACUCUCCUCUCUGUUCUGAUGAAAAAUUAUGAUUUUAGUAUUAAAGUAGAAGCGACUGCUUUCACUGUCGUUUCAGAGUUUAUUUACUAGAGUUGAUUUGUAUGUAUAGUCAAAUGUGAAAAGAUGUUCAGCAGCAGAAUAAAGAAUUCUAUGGGAAA
Molecule: messenger RNA, 4841 nt
Organism: Megalobrama amblycephala (Wuchang bream)
Lineage: Eukaryota; Metazoa; Chordata; Actinopteri; Cypriniformes; Xenocyprididae
Gene: itchb
Product: itchy E3 ubiquitin protein ligase b
Exons: 24
Coding region: 661-3270 (869 amino acids)
Biological process (GO): protein K63-linked ubiquitination; ubiquitin-dependent protein catabolic process; protein K48-linked ubiquitination
Molecular function (GO): ubiquitin protein ligase activity; protein binding
Source: RefSeq, a predicted model, not a curated record